GGCCUUUUAUCCAGCAACCCACACCGUUCUUACAUGUGCGUCUCCCCAAAACAACAAUUCGGUAGCAUGUUUAAUUAUUAAAUAAUUAUUAAACCCAUCAUGUCUCAGAUGGUGAAAUAAGCCCCCGACAUGUCUCGAUUUGAGACAACUUUGCGGCCGCAGCCCCGCCUCGACCUCAAGUGGCUGAAAACGGACCUGCAGAGUGUGCUCACGGGGGACAGUUUGGUGAAUUGUUGGAACAGUCUGAUUGCUGAUGGAGAGGUCACAGGGGCCUUCUCGGACGGAUUGUUGAACAGUGCGGGGGUGACGGCCCGGAAAGGGGAGUUUGGGAAGUAUUACUGCAACCAGAAAGUGUUGACUUGUACUUGUUGUGAUGGGAUUUGUGGGCCUUCGACCGGGUGCAAUUGCCCCCCUUGCCAGAGACUCGACGCUGAAGACACGACUGAGAAAGACAGGGCGGAGCCUUUGCCCAGCACGGAGGCCCUCCUGGGGCAAUGGGCCUGGAUGCCGCAGCCAACCCCCGAACAACUCUCCCGGUUUAUUUUAAGUCUGAACAAUGAACAGAAAGUCCUAUGUGCCGACGCUGCAAGUUCUACACUCUCAGCAACGAGGCUUUAUUACCGACUUGUCAUUCUUAAACGCUAUUUCAUUGCCUUGAAUAGGGUGCCCCAUUCGGUGGAUUUCGAACAUGGCUUGAUUACUAGUAGAAAAACUAACACGGAAUUGUUACAAACUCGAAACUUGAUAAAGUUGACCAAAAUUAAAGCUUGGAAUUUAGACCCGGCGAUUGCUUUGGCCAGAGUUGGCUCUAGGGCUGCUCUAAAUUUUGCUUUUGCGUUUUUAAGGAAAGCUUGGAGAUUGGGGGAAGAUGUAGAUUUGUGCAGUGAAUUGUUAACGGAGUCUCUGGAAGCUUUGCAAAUGUUGCCAGUUGCCACUCUUUUUCAUCAAAGUGACGUCUCGCCAGUGUGGCUGGAAGUGGUGGAAAGGUCGUCGAAAUUUUUGAGACAGGUUAUAACCGGCGAUAUUUCCGGAAGUCGCCAAAAUUUUGUCAUACCUUUGGAAGACCAACAUACCUCCUUGAAUCUUCUUAUGGAAUUGGCGAUACAAAAAGGAACACUCAGUAGCAUACUGGACAUUGUGCUCCUACUUCUCAACUUAUGGGACAAACAAACUAACCUUCACGAUAACCGAAGUAAUGUACAAAUGGCGAGUGCCCCCUUAUUACCGUUCCUGAAACGCUUCUCGCAAAUUCCUCAUGCUUUGCCCGAAUUUUGCGAAAAGGACUCAAACGAGGAGAAUCUCAGCAGUACUCAAACUUACCUUAGUUUCAUCGAAUUGCCAGAAGAUGACUCUGUCGAAAUUGAUCUUAAACAAGCCGCUAGCUUUAUUAUGGCUCAUCUUGAUAGAUUAGCCAAGCCACAUAUACCCCCAUUGUCUUUCAAUAAGUCAAAUUUUUAUUAUAAUGGUCAACGUGUCUUUGGAUGGGGUUGGUUUUCGUGGAUAUUCGGUGUGGGACCACAAAAUUGUGACACUUUAUCAGAAUUGACCAUCAAACAGAUUUGUUGUUCGGAUCGAACUAUUCUAAUUUUGACACAGAUGGGGAAAGUGUAUUUUAUGUAUUAUUCGUCUGAUACACAGUGUCCCCAAGAAAUGACAGUUUUUGAAGAUAAGGAAGUGAUAAAAAUUGCCACACAUCCGGAAGGAAAACAUUAUUUAGCAUUGACCAAAGAUUAUGAAGUGUAUUCGUGGGGAAAUGGCGACGGGGGCCGAUUAGGUCACGGUGAUACUACAACCAAAGAAGAGCCAACUUUAAUUCAAGCUCUGAAAGGUAAAGAUAUCAUUGAUAUAGAAUGUGGGGGCACUUAUAGUGCCGCUAUUUCCGCAAAUGGCGCUCUUUAUACAUGGGGUCGGGGGAAUUACGGCCGUCUUGGUCACGGCACCGCCGAAGACUGUCUCACCCCCACAAUGAUUUCUGCACUUUCCGACGAACACAUCAUCAAAGUGGCUUGUGGUUCAUUCUACGCCCACACACUUUGUAUCACCUUACAGGGUAAAGUCUAUAGUUGGGGUGACGGCGAUUAUGGUAAACUCGGACGUGGGGGCUCCGAUGGUUCAAAACUCCCACGUCUCGUCGAAAAACUCCAAAACGUGAAAAUUGUACAAGUAUGUUGUGGGGCACAGUUUAGUGUUGCUCUAUCGGAAGAAGGUCACGUGUAUACGUGGGGUAAAGGUGAGGGAUGGAAAUUGGGCCAUCCGACUGAAGAAAGUGUAAGAUUUCCUGAAUUGGUGGAAGUUUUAAAAGAUAAAAGAGUAGUAGGGGUGAGUUUGGGGGUGAGUCACGUGUUGGCAUUGACUGAUCAAGGAGAGGUUUAUGGAUGGGGGAAGAACGAAAAUAAGCAAAUUUGUGAUAGUUCGGAAUUGUUCGUGCAACAACCGAGAUUGAUCGAAGCGUUAAAAGGACAGAAAGUAGUGGGGGUGUGUUGUGGACCUGCACAGAGCUUUGCAUGGACUGAUGAUAAUGAGAGGACACCGAAGACGGCUGUGCCUUUUGUCAUUGACUUGGGGGAGCAGACGUUUAAACUAAUUGAAAACCUCCUCGAAGUCGUAAUAACCAACACAAUAGCUCAAGACAAAGAAUGCAUCGCUGUUUCCGCCCUAAAUCUUCUCCACCUUCAGUUACACUGCAUAAUUAGCAACAACCUGGACACCAAAACUCUGGGUAUUGGCGCCAGUAGUAAACUCCUCAACAGCCUCAAAACCCAAGUUGUGUGCUUAGCCAGCUCCUCAGACAUCCUCCCUAGCGUCCAAUCAGCAGCCCAGAACGCCCUUCAAGCCGGUUGGUCGGUCCUUCUCCCAACAGCCAAUGGAAGGGCAAGAAUUCUCAGUUCACUUCUCCUCAACACCGACUCGGAAACAAAAAUGUGUAAAUCAGGCCACCGAUUUAUGACCGACCUUCUCGUUUGGAGUUUAAUGGCAGAUGGGGGCCUUGAAACAGCCCUAAACGAAGCCCUAGGACUCGAUAUUUCCGAAUUGACCGAAUCGGAGGAGAAUUUCGAACAAUCAACGACUCAUAUCACCAUACCUUUGUUGUAUCUGAUCAAACAGUUGAUAAGGAAUGGUAGCGCACAAACGCAGACGUUUUUGAAGGAAUUGGGGACUUGUGGUAAAAUGGGGGCUCAAAGGAAUGUUCCAUCGCCCAGUUUGAAGCUUUUAUCCCGAUUUCAGAGAUUAUUAAUUGGACGAAUUUUUUCGAAAGGAUUGGAAUGUCAAGAUGCGUGUGAGACACUUCUAGUGAAGUAUUUAGAGUGUUUUUCGGGUCACGUGACUGCUAGUUUGAAUGUGGCCUAUGAGACGUGUCUUGUAAUGCCGAAAAAUUUUCUCUACGUUUUGCAAAUCCUCAAAGGUGACAUCAUUGGCAUCCUCUUACCUGAACUCAUCAUCAGCCUAAUCCUCCUCGAAUCGGAAGUGGAAAUGUUUUUAACUUCCGUCAAUUGGCUCAACUUAUUCGGCGAAGUGAUUAAAUCCCUCGAUAAGUUAUGUCGCUUAUCACCAGAUGUCGAAACGUUUGAUAUCGACGACAUAUCAUGGCGUGGAGUGUCCCAAACCCGUCCAAAUCCCUACUGUCAUAAACCCUACGACGAUCUCCCCUUAAUCCGAAAAGCCGACCUUGACAAUCACAAUAUGGAUGGCGGUCUUUGGGUUUUAAUCAACAACAAAGUCUACGACGUGCAGGAUUUCAGGUGUGACAGUUCAACAAUCAACGAAUUGUUGCAAAAAUACGCCGGCAAAGACGCCAGUCAAUUGUUUAAUAGCUCACCCUACCAUUUAUCAGUAUUACAAAUGAUGGAGAACUACGUUGUUGGUAAUUAUUGCCAACCUGAGCCCGAAAUACCCCAAAACAAUCUGGAUUGUUUGAACGUCUAUUCGACACUUUUCGACACCGAACGCAAUCUUGGUUAUUUACUCGGGUUGCAUUCGUUCAAUUUACGACAAAGUUUGCCUUUGCAACAGGAAGAAAUCACCUCGAAUGUGUGGUUAAAUGCGCGUUUUUUACGUGCUGGUCUCCAGGUUGACCAACCACCGAAUCCGUACGGUGAAGAGAAAGGCGAGUCGAGGAGUACCAACUCGACCACGGAAAAUACCCCAACUGAGCCGAGAGUUAACGAAAGUCAACGAGUUUCGAAAAAAUUUCAAUUGCCCAUCGAUCGGAUCAAUUCGUUUAUUAAUGCUUUGGCCGAGAGUCGAUUAUCGGAUUCGUACGUGAUUUCGUUUCUCGCUGUAGUUGAACAGUUUUCGAAACAGAAUAAUUUUUUAACACGUGUGGAUUUUUCGUUUGAACAUCCGAUUGAAGAAAUCGGAAGGGUUUUAUAUGCCGUUUUGUUGAAACAUUUAGGAUUGGGCUAUGUUGUAUUACCGAUUUUAGAUGCAUAUUCAAGUCAACCGAAUGUAAAACUACCCAAAGCCAUAGCUGAGAUGAUCAAACUCGUUCAUGGCACAAAAUGGAGUUUGAUUAAAAUGCGUCAAGAGUUGAAUAAAAGUUACAAAGAGAUUUGUAUCCCACUUUUGGAAAAAUGCAGGUUUUUGUUGUAUGAUGUUAGACCAAGUAUCAGUGUCGAAAUGGAGGCUUUUAAGAAAGUUAAUAUUUUGUAUAAAGAGCCUCGAGUUCGCACUUUGGUGAAAAAAGUUAUUAGAGAUCUGAAAUGUGGACGGCACACUUCUGAAAUUCAAAAACCCGAAGACAUUGUCAAUGCCACAAUUCAGUCGCAAAGCGAACGACACAAAUCUAACGAAGACGUUAGUAAAACUUCUAUGAAGAAAACGUCUUCCGAUGGUAAAAUUUCUGAAUCGAAGAGUGAAACCGAUGAUGUUAAUAAUGAGAUUAAGAAUGGGGCUCAGAAAGUCGCUGAAUCGAACAAUUCGCAAAGGAAUACGAAGAGUUGUGGUGUCGAUUUGGAGGAGAAGUGGAAUGUUGAGAAGAUUGAGAAUGAUACGAGGAGUGAGCAAAGUGAGGAAGAGAAGGAAAAGAAGUUGGAAAAUGAGAUUGCGUUGAGUGGGAUUGUUUCGAAAUUGACUGAAAAGCAAAUGAAGAAAGUUUGUACGGAGAAUUUGGAAUUGAUGAGUUCGAUUGUGGAUUUUGUGGUGCAGGAGACGUGCGAUGUGGAGAUUUUAAGAAAAGCCAUGUAUUAUCAGGUGAAACGUUGCAAGAUACGCAAACAAGGCCUCUGGAUGAUCAACCGCCUCCUCCACGACAACUACCUCCUCACCUCCGUCAAAUACUCAAUCAUCAACGGUUACCUAAACCUCAAUUCCACCUCGUCGCCAACCCAACAUUGCCUCGACAACAUCCAACUCGUCACUCCAUUCAUGAAAACGGAAAUUCUCCUCUCACAACUCUCCGUAACCGAAUGGUGUAUCGAAAACCUUCGCAACUACAUCCUACGUGACGUUCCGGUUAAAACCGGCAAAACAAAAGCCGGUAAUAAAGUAACCCUCAAUCUCGGCACCUACACCCUUCUUCGAGACGUACCACGUGCCCGAAUGAUCCUCGCAAUUAUGGGAAUUCUCGCAUCGAAUCGAUACAUAGCCCUGGAACUUAGCCCACUUAUCAAUAGCGGAGUCAUCAGUUCGGUUUUAGCCCUUUUGAAACAAACCGGAUGCGAUCAGAGUAUUGUGAGAAAAGUAUCGGAAUUUUACGUCUUAUAUGCCGAUAUUAUCGAUAAUAAUAAACCGAAAACGAGUUGUUUAACUGGACCUGAACUUGCAAGUUUGAUGAAACUGGGUACAAAGGUUGUGAGAGGGGCCGAUUGGAAGUGGGGGGACCAGGACGGCUCACCGCCUGGUGAAGGUCGAGUCAUUGGGGAAUUAGGUGAUGAUGGGUGGGUGAGAGUUGAAUGGUCCAAUGGUACCACCAAUAGUUAUAGAAUGGGGAUUGAAGGGAAGUAUGACCUAGCGUUAGCCUCGCCCCCAUCACCUGUAACCACAGAUACAGACACGGAGGAACCCAGCGACCACACAUCACAAAUUGUCAAAGACAACCAAUUGAUUAAGCUUUUGCGCGAUGCAAGUAUCAAUUUUUUGCGAAAUGUUUCCCUAAGUGCUGGAUUAGCCAAUGAGAAUCUACACCAAACCACUUUACACGGUUUAAGUAGCCUUUUUUGUGCCACUUUAAGUGCAUCAAACACUUCAGAAUGGUGUAACUUGACUCUAGUCCGAUCUAUAGCACAAACACAGCAAAUUUGUCGUGCUUUUAGUACCAAACCGUGGAUAAAUAUGUUGUUAGGGUUUUUAUCAGCGUCAAGUUUGGUUGGUAACGAGUUGAAUCUCCCCAAACAGAUUUUUUCAGUCCGAUUCUUGCACACUGUACUACAAUCAUGGGAUAUGGAUAAUUCAGAAAUACCAACAUUACUCGAAAAAUUACUCAACAUUUUGGGUAAAAUAAUCCUGACCUGUUCGUACGACACUGGAAAUAAGCCACAAACGACGACAAAAUCCCUAGUUUUACUCACACAAUCACAUAGUAGUACUUUGGCUCAGGAAAUUAUCCACUUGUUGCGUUCAUUGCACGGUCUAGUUGGCUGGAAUCAGGUGUUAAAUGCGAUUUUAGCUCAGAAAUUAAACUUGGCUGCGUAUUUCCUGAGCGAUACUUGUCUCAUGUCGAUGAUUAACGAUGGUAACACUUCGGAUCAGCAACACUAUAUGGUGAUUGCGUGUCUUAAUGUGAUUGGUGCAUGGGAUGUUAGGCCUCGUAUAGGGGGCGUGGCCGAAGUUGAGUGUCAACAAGGCACAAUAGUGCGUGUCACUCCUAAAGGUAAACUUUGUGUGCAAAUCCAUGAAACAGGAGAGAGUCGAAAAGUACCAAUAAAUAAUUUGAAAUUGUCGCCUCAAGUUGAAUUUAAUUUUGAUCGAAUGCCAUUAAGUGAGAAUUUAGUUAAAACAUGGGCUAGUCUUUUGUUAAAUCGUCAAAGUAGUGCGUUAAAUAGUCAUGAGAAGAAGCCCCAACAUGGUCAAGUCAAUGCUGCGUAUCUCAGGACUCAGCAGAAUACUCUGAGUGCGCUCAACGCCACCCGAAUGUUGAACAACAAUCAAUACAAAUUACGUAAAGUGCUCAAACACCAAAUCAACGGUAUGGAUCAGUCUCAGGAGCAACAAUCUAUUGAAGAGGAGUUGAAUCAACAACCGGUGCUCCUGAUCCAGAAACUUCUAACAAAAGCGACUCAACCGAGUCCACUUAAACCUGGUUUUAGUCGACAAGAAAUGCAACUUGCUGCACUCAAUCUGAGUCAGUAUUUGGCCGCUGAGGGAAAUUUUGGGGUGUCUGGAGAUAAAACAACACCCAAAUAUUGUACUCGGUGUAAUAGUGAAGUCCCAACACCGAAUUCCGAAUGCUCAGUGAAGAGUGUAGUGAGUGAAAAAAAACGGAAACAAGUUGUUGACCUUCCCGUACAUCCAAUGGUGGGGCAAAUUGUCGAAAUGGGAUUCCCCAAACGGGCCGUUGAGAUUGCCAUUAAAUCAUUAGCAAUCGGUCCUGAGAGCUUGACAACCCCUGAGUCAAUCGUCACGUGGUUGUUGGAACACCCCGAAACGGCAAUUUCUGAUACUGAUUCCUCAAGCUCAGUGUGCGAAUCUGAUACUGAGUCAGUAUCGUACGAUAAUGGCAAUGCCAUGCAACCUUUCGUUCAAUUUUCCGGCGACUUUUCAUCACAAACACAGACAUAUUUACGACGUUCACAAUUCUUAUCAAACGAUGAGUAUGCAAUGUAUGUGCGUGAUAACGUCGAAGUGGGUAUGUUGGUGCGCUGUUGCAAAAGUUACGAAGAGGUGCAACUUGGCGACAUUGGAAAAGUCGUCAAAGUUGAUCGGGAAGGCCUCCACGAUCUCAACUUACAAGUAAAUUGGCAACAUCGCGUCAGUACCUACUGGGUGAGAUUCAUUCAAGUUGAAUUAUUGGGUUUCCCACCUUCGGUACCAUCACCAUCAACGUUAAAAGUCGGUGAUAAAGUUCGGGUGAAGUCGACAGUGUCGACACCUAGGUAUAAAUGGGGUCACGUGACGCAUGACAGUAUCGGUGUUGUUGCCGGUAUUUCACCCAAUGGCCAAAACGUCCAAGUUGACUUUCCCAAACAACAAAAUUGGUUGGGUUUAGUGUCAGAAAUCGAAGUGGUACCAUCGUGUCAUGAAGGUGUCGCUUGUAAUGGUUGUUGUGUGGUACCAAUUUCUGGUCCAAGAUUUAAAUGUAAAGUUUGUGAUAAUUUUGAUUAUUGUGAGAAUUGUUUCUAUACGAAGAGGAACCAUAAACACUCGUUUAAUAGGAUAAAUGAGCCAGGAGGGGUGGAAAUUUAUGCGGGAAAAGCGGGGAAGUACUGCCGACAUGACACUUUCGAUGGGGAGGGUGAGUUGAUCAGUGAUUGGGGUAAAUGUGUGAGGAAUGUGACUGUAUCGUCGAAAUAUGCCGCCAAGUUUGAGAUUCCAGGGUCGGUAUGGCAGAGUUGUGGUAGUCAGGGAAAGCACUGGAUUAGACUUGAAAUCUAUCCAGACGUUGUGAUAAAAAGUCUUAAACUUGGCGUUGAUCCGGCCGAUAACAGCUAUAUGCCGUCUGUCAUUGUGGUGAAUGGAGGGUCAACACUAAAUUCUCUACAAGAGUUAAACGUAAUUAAUGUUAAAAGUCACGAUACUUCGGUUAUUUUAUUGUCAAAUUUGGAUAAGUACUAUUCAAUUAUUGAGAUUAAUAUAGCCAAGUGUCGGAAUAAUGGUAUUGAUUGUAAAAUACACGGAAUGACAAUUGUUGGUGUGAGAAGACAGUCGUAUGGAGAAUUGAAAACUUCAGUUUCGUUUCUUGCCAAUGAUUGGGAUUUGAAUCAGGAACAAAUACCGGGGAUGGUGACGGCGGCAAAUGUUGCUCAAGACUCGACCGGAGAGCCGUCUUCUACCGUGGGCUGUCGCGUCUUCGUCUGGGGCCUCAACGACAAAGACCAAUUGGGCGGCAUGAAAGGUUCCAAGGUCAAACUCCCCGUCCAAUCAGAUUUCUUAAGUCAACUAUGGCCAAUCCACAUAGCUGGCGGUUCCAAAUCACUUUUUAUUGUCUCACACGAAGGAAAAUUAUAUGCAUGUGGUGAAGGUACCAAUGGUCGUCUCGGCCUCGGCCACAGUAACAACGUUCCUUACCCUCGCCCCAUUCCAUUUUUAAGUCAAUACGUUAUUAAAAAAGUUGCCGUUCAUUCCGGCGGUAAACACGCAAUGGCGCUAACCCUCGACGGUAAAGUAUUCUCAUGGGGUGAAGGCGAGGACGGUAAAUUAGGACACGGUAAUCGUCUCAAUCUCGACAAGCCGAAAAUGAUCGAAGUUUUACGAAGUAAAAAAAUCCGUGAUAUUGCAUGUGGGAGUUCACAUUCGGCUGCGAUCACCAGUAGUGGGGAGUUGUACACAUGGGGGUUGGGGGAGUACGGCCGUUUAGGACAUGGUGACAACAUAACGCAACUAAAACCGAAACUAGUUAAGACUUUAGUCGGUCAUAGAAUCAUCCAAGUGGCUUGUGGGAGUCGUGACGCGCAAACUCUUGCAUUGACAGACGAGGGAUGGGUGUUUUCAUGGGGGGAUGGGGAUUUUGGGAAGUUGGGCCGAGGCGGAUCCGAGGGUUGCAACAUCCCUCAUAACAUCGAACGUUUGAAUACCCUUGAUGUGGUACAGAUUGAAUGUGGGGCGCAAUUUUCGCUCGCUUUGACGAAAAAUGGUGAGGUUUGGACGUGGGGCAAGGGGGAUUAUUUUCGAUUGGGGCACGGGUCGGACCAACAUGUGCGAAAACCGACAGUUAUCGAGUCGCUCAAGGACAAAAAAGUGAUUCAUGUGGCCGUGGGGGCCCUACAUUGUUUGGCUGUCACCGAUACGGGGCAAGUGUAUGCAUGGGGUGACAACGACCAUGGCCAACAAGGUAACGGUACGACUAUUGUUAACCGGAAGCCGGCCCUGGUUCAUGGCCUUGAAGAUGUUCAUAUUAAUCGAGUCGCUUGUGGAAGUUCACAUUCGAUUGCGUGGACGUUGCAAGAUACUCAAGUGGUGUCUAAGGUUGAACCGGUGAUAUUUCCUGUGGCUAAGGAUCCGUUAGGUGCGUCUAUAUUGAGAUUGUAUGAAGGGGAGAAGAUUUUGAGUAGACAAAAUAGUAAAAAUACACCGACUUUGAGUAGUAUUGUUAUGUCGUUGGAAAGUAAUACAGCGAAACAGCAAGCGUUGCAACAUAUACUCAAUGCGAUACAUAUACAACAGUUGCGACAGGCAAUUGUUAAAGCUUUGUGUAGUCAUACCAACAUGAAAAAUACAAAUGCCAAGCAGACGGGGACUUUGGAUUCGCCCAAUGAACGUUCGAUUGGUGGUGGUGGGGGAUCGUUGGUGAAUAAGGAUGGAGAGAUUACGCUAGGAGGGGGCGAAGCGCCGGUCUCCAUGACGGAAAUGGUCGGAAUUAAUAGCCAUCAGACCACCCCCGAAACGGAGGAAAACCCAUUGGCUCUCAUCCAGUCAAUGACAGCGAGCAGUUGUUCGGCGAGUAUGUCAUCAAAGCACUCUCGAAUGUCAACAAGUGCGAUGUCUGUCAUUGCUGCCACUCUAACAUCACAUGCCGAGGUGAUUGGUGACAGUGGUAUAGCCGGUUUAGACGAAUUCACAUCCCUCCUAACCGAAAACGAUGCUCGUUUGUUAGUCGAUUUACUCAAGUUGGCCGUGGCUGACCGAAUCGAAGACGACCAAUCUAAAGAAAUUCUGUCAACAGUCUUAAUCACUCUCGGCAGUUCGAAUAAAUCAAUCGGUGCAAUGCUUCUCGAAUUAUGCGUAACCGAAUUAGAAGACACUGCAAACAGCACCCAAUCACUAUCAAGCACUCCCCACCCCGUCGUCCAAGAAUCCAGUCAUCCAUAUAUCGAUGAUAUCACACUUCGUGGUCACGUGAGACUCCCAGGUGCCGAUGCGCUCCGAGUCGAGUUCGAUCGGCGAUGUUCGACUGAACGACGUCACGAUCCGUUGCAAAUCACCGACGGAACUGGCCGAGUCGUGGCGACUAGAUCUGGGAGAGAGUGGGGUGAUUGGUCGGCUGAGUUGCGCAUCCCUGGCGACGAACUACGAUGGACUUUUACUAGUGACAGUUCAGUGAAUGGGUGGGGGUGGAGAUUUACGGUGUAUCCAGUCAUGUCGAAUCAUAGUCCGAAUGAGAUCGGGUCAGAUCGGGCCGUUUUGAGUCAACCGUCGAUGGAUAUGGUGAUGUGUUUGCUGGAUUCACGGUUGUAUCCGAUGGCUGAUUCGGCACUUAUGUCGCGAUUGGCUGCUGCGUUGGCCGCCUGUUCGCAACUAAGUUUCUUAUCGGCGAGUCAACGUAUGUGGGCGUUGCAGCGUUUGCACCGCCUACUAGUGGGCGAAGAUGCCAAAUUGGAGGUUAGUCUACAGUUGGAACAAUUGAAAGCGCCCGAUAGUGCAUUAGGGAGUUUACUAGAGGAGUUACCACAAGCAUUAUUGAGGCAAUACGAAUAUGAGGAUGUUUCAGUCCGGGCUGGACUACAUCUCAUGCAUUCGGACUUUUUCAAGGUUUUAGUAGCUCUAGCUUGUGAUUUGGAAUUAGACAAAAUGGUCGGUCUUGUUGACAACCAUAAAUGGUCAUGGUUUCGAAAGUAUUGUCAUGCGUCACGUGUCGCCAAAUCACUAAUACAUAGAACUGUAUUACCGGCGAAUUUUUGUCAAGAGGUACGAAAAAAAUUAGCUGAUACGAACGCUGAUGGGUGUUGGGAACACGAAAGUCACGAUAUUUUCAAAAAGGAACAUGAUGAACAGUUGCUGAUUUGGUUGAACAGACGUCCCGAGGAUUGGACCUUGUCGUGGGGCGGUUCUGGCACGAUUUACGGCUGGGGCCACAACCACCGCGGCCAAUUGGGGGGUAUAGAGGGCGCUAAAGUCAAAAUACCCACACCUUGUGAAGCCUUAUCGACUCUAAGACCGGUGCAAUUGGUAGGAGGAGAACAAACUUUAUUUGCAGUAACGGCUGAUGGGAAAGUCUACGCCACUGGUUACGGUGCCGGUGGACGAUUGGGUAUAGGGGGAACCGAUUCGGUUUUAGUUCCAACUUUACUAGAAUCGAUCCAACACGUUUUUAUAAAAAAAAUCGCAGUCAAUUCGGGUGGAAAACACUGCUUGGCUUUAUCGGCCGAUAAUGAUGUGUAUUCAUGGGGUGAAGGGGAUGAUGGGAAAUUGGGUCAUGGAAAUCGAUUAGCUUGUGAAACACCGAAAUUAAUUGAAGCGUUACAAGGUUAUGAAAUUGUUGAUAUUGCAUGUGGGGGGGCUCACAGUGCUGCAGUAACAAGCACAGGUCAGUUGUAUACGUGGGGGAAGGGUCGAUACGGCCGAUUAGGUCAUGGUGACAGUGAAGAUCAGUUAAAACCGAAACUGAUUGAAGAAUUAGUCGGUUAUAAAGUUAUAGAUGUCGCUUGUGGUUCAGGUGAUGCACAGACUUUGUGUAUAACCGACGAUGAUAAUGUAUGGUCGUGGGGUGAUGGUGAUUAUGGUAAAUUGGGUCGUGGUGGCUCAGAUGGAUGCAAAGUUCCUAAGAAAAUCGAAAGUUUGGCCGGUUUAGGGGUGAUUAAAGUCGAGUGUGGGUCACAGUUUUCUGUCGCUUUAACACGCUCUGGAAGCGUUUAUACUUGGGGGAAAGGUGAUUAUCACCGAUUGGGUCAUGGUACCGGUGAACAUGUCCGAAGACCGAAAAAAGUAGCCGCUUUACAGGGUAAAAAAAUUAUUAGUAUUGCAACAGGUUCCUUGCAUUGUGUUGCUUGUUCCGAUGAAGGAGAAGUGUUUACGUGGGGUGAUAACGAUGAGGGGCAAUUGGGUGAUGAUACAACUAAUGCCAUUCAAAGACCGAGACUAGUAUCGGCAUUACAGGGGAAAAAAAUUACAAAUGUGGCUUGUGGUUCGGCACAUACUCUCGCCUGGUCAACUAAUAAUGCUAGUUCGGCGUGUGCCCGUUUACCAUCAGUGGCGCCACUUGAGUACGAUCUUUUACAAGAUAUACCGACUUGGGUCCUACAUCGACGGUUGGUACUACUGUAUUAUUUCGCCGAGUUGAUUUGUCCAUGUAUUACAAUGUUUCCAAUCACCGGGUCUGAUUCCCUCCACGAAUUGAGGAGUAUUUUGAUUUACACUAUCAAGGAGGCAACGUUUAGGAAAGUGGUUCAGGCUACGAUGGUGCGUGAUAAGCAUCACGGACCUGUCAUUGAAUUAAAUAGAAUACAAGUGAAACGGUCAAGGUCACGUGGGGGCCUUGCAGGAGUUGAUGGAAUGAAAUCAGUUUUUGGUCAAAUGGUAACUAAAUUACCACUUUUGACAUCGGAAACUUUAGCAUUGCCACAUCGAGUAUGGAAAGUGGAGUUUGUUGGUGAAAGUGUCGAUGAUUGUGGGGGUGGUUAUAGUGAAAGUAUCGCAGAAAUGUGCGAUGAGUUACAAAAUGGUUCCCUCCCGUUGCUUAUACCCACCCCUAAUGGGCGGGAUGAUGCCGGGCCUAAUCGAGACUGUUUCAUUUUAAAUCCCACAGCGAAGAGUUGUUUACAUUUGAAUAUGUUUCGAUUUUUGGGUGUUUUAAUGGGGAUUGCGAUACGGACUGGUUCACCGUUGAGUUUGAAUCUUGCUGAGCCGGUUUGGAAGCAAUUGGCUGGGAUGGAAUUGACUCCAGCUGAUUUAACUGAAAUUGAUAGGGAUUAUGUUCCCGGUUUGUUGUGUAUUAGGGAGAUGGGGAUGGAGGAACCGUUAUUCCAGAAUUUGGAAAUGCCGUUCUCGACACCGUCAUCCUGUGGGAGUGAUGUACCGCUCAGUACGAAGUAUAAGAGGAUCACGUUUGAGAAUCGGCUCGAGUAUGUGCGACUAGCGCUGAAUUUCAGAUUGCAUGAAUUCGAUGAACAGAUCAAAGCUGUCCGUGACGGCAUGUCCAAAGUGGUUCCCGUCCCUCUCCUGUCACUCUUCAGCGGCUACGAACUCGAAACUAUGGUUUGUGGUUCCCCCGACAUACCUUUGAACCUUUUAAAGUCCGUCGCAACAUACAAAGGCAUCGACAGCAGUGCCCCCCUAAUCCAGUGGUUCUGGGAAGUAAUGGAAGAGUUCACAAAUCAGGAACGCUCUCUAUUCCUCCGAUUCGUAUGGGGGCGCACACGCCUACCUCGUACAAUUGCUGAUUUUCGAGGUCGAGACUUUGUUAUACAAAUUUUGGAUAAAUACAACCCACCUGAUCACUUUUUACCCGAGAGUUACACUUGCUUUUUCUUGCUUAAAAUGCCUCGCUAUUCGUGCAAGCACGUUUUGCAACAAAAAUUGAAAUAUGCCAUACAUUUCUGCAAGUCGAUUGAUAAGGAUGAGUAUGCCAGGGUGGCCAUGGCUGGGGAUCUUGCAGUGAGUUCCAGCUCGGAUGCGGAAAGUGACCCGGAAAUGGAUAGCAGUAAUUGACCCGUCCAUUGAUUUUUUACGUUCAGUGUGUAGUUUACUCAGUUUAUGAAUUAUUUAGUGAGUGUUUUAGGACUUUUUGGUGGAAUUGUGCUUCGGCGCUUGAUGUGCACUGAGCUUACGCUUGCAGACGAAAUGUUCUCAGAGUUUAUUACACAUUCCAUCGACUGAUUUACAUUUAGGCUAAACUUAAUCAUUUCUGAUAAUGUCAAUUCGUAAAAUUAAAUUUUUACACCGUUUUACUAUGUGUGGAUUGUAUGAAUGUCGCAUCGCAGUUUCACAUUGUUAUUUUUUUUUGUAGAUAAUUGGUAGUAUCUAGUCGCUGAAAUUUAGUUGAGACAUUUAUUAAUAAAUUAUAAACGUCAAUUGAUUUUAACCCGAGAAUUGAGACUCCUGUGAAAUAAACUGUCAGCAUUA
Messenger RNA from Tribolium madens (black flour beetle), 14871 nucleotides. It is a transcript of the gene HERC2, whose product is annotated as E3 ubiquitin-protein ligase HERC2. NCBI's taxonomy places the organism in Eukaryota, Metazoa, Arthropoda, Insecta, Coleoptera, Tenebrionidae. Bases 130 to 14457 code for a protein of 4775 amino acids. The record is from RefSeq and is a predicted model, not a curated record. The transcript is spliced from 34 exons. Gene Ontology annotation, molecular function: ubiquitin-protein transferase activity; zinc ion binding. Gene Ontology annotation, biological process: protein ubiquitination.